Messenger RNA from Amphimedon queenslandica, 3275 nucleotides. RefSeq lists its product as uncharacterized. Gene Ontology annotation, molecular function: GTP binding; cysteine-type endopeptidase activity. The transcript has 11 exons. Lineage: Eukaryota; Metazoa; Porifera; Demospongiae; Haplosclerida; Niphatidae. Gene Ontology annotation, biological process: proteolysis. The record is from RefSeq and is a predicted model, not a curated record. Bases 38 to 3232 code for a protein of 1064 amino acids.
CUUAACCCCACACAGGGCCCACAGGCACAUUGUCAAAAUGGCGGAGUCUAACUACGAGGCUAACAGUGAAAGUAGCAUUAAAAGUAGUUCCCAUGAGGAUCCAUCAGUGGGUAUGAGUAUUAGAGGAGAGGAGAAUAUUUCUGAUGACCCUAAUCCCUCCACAGCCUCUAUUGGAAGUCAACCAGGCUCUUGUGAACAAAAUUCAGUAAUGACUGCAGAGUCAGGAGUGGUGCAAGAUGAAGUCACUGAUGUUGGAAAGAUGCACAAUAAAGAUCAGAGAGCCAUGAAGACCUUAAAACAAGUCCUUACAGAUGCUAAAGUAGGACAUUCAAAGGAUAUUCAAAUUAUUGUUCUUGGGAAAACUGGUGCUGGUAAAUCAGCACUUAUCAACAGCAUCAUUGACUUGGAGAGAAUAGUUGCUAAAGAAGGUGCUGAUAUGGAGCCAUGCACAGGCACUGUCCGACUCUACCGAUGUUCUAAUGUCAUUCCUGGGGUUAAUGUUACGAUUAUUGAUACACCUGGUCUACAGGAUAUUCAUCAAAAGGAGCAGUCAUACAUACAACAAAUGAAGAGCAAAUGUCAAGAGGUCACCCUAGUACUCUAUUGUAUGAAAAUGACUGAUCGCCGACUUACCAAUGAUGAUAUAGUUGCCAUGAAGAAGCUUCAUCAAGCCUUUGGCCCGAAGUUUUGGGAAAGAGUUGUGUUUGUCCUCACUUUUGCAAACAAGGAAGAUUGUGAUGAGCGAAUAGAUAUAGAUGAACCAGAGUCAGACUCUGAACCACCUGAUGAUGAUGAUGAUGAGGAAGCUUGGGCUGAAAUAACGAGGAAACGAUUUACUCAUAGAAUUGAACAUCGAUCUAAAGCAAUAAAUGUGUUUUUAAAGGAUACUUUUCGUAUCAAUGAUGUCCCUUUUUCAGUUGCUGGAACGUACAAAUCACAUCGCAAAAACCGUAAACCUAUGGUCCUACCAGAUAGGGAGAAUUGGGUGGUUCGUUUUCUCUCACUUUGUUCUCAUGAGAUUAAAGAAAAGCACAAGUUUACUAAAUUGAGUUUAAAUGACAAGAUCCACUUUGCUAUCAUCAUCAAUAAUUGUGGGAAGGCCAGAGAGGACACUGAAGAAAAUGAUCAGGUCAAUAUUUUGAAAAAGGCUUUUGAAGGUCUUGGUUUUUGUACUCUCUGCUUCAAUAAUCUCAAUCUUAAGUCAAUUCUUUUCCUUUUUGAAGCAUUUCAGCGUGUUGAUCAUUCUCAGCUAGCAUCAUAUGCAUUACUAUUUCUCAGUAAAGGAAAUACAAAUCAUGUUUAUGAUACUAGUAACACAGUCAUUACGUUUGAACAAAUUUUUGCCUUUUUUAAUGACGCUGGUGCUUUUCAUAUCCCCAAGCUUUUUCUUUUUCAUUUGGCCUAUGACAAUGAGCCACCAAGUGAUCUACUGGUGCUUCCUGAUCCUCCUAAUAAUUCUAUUGCUUUGGUUGUGUCUAUAAAGCAAUUAAAAAGUACAAUAGUUUCACGAGCUAUUCGCUCUGUUGCCAAAAAUUUGCUACCUGAAGAAUGUCAUAUCAAGCCAUUGAAGCAAUGCUUUGAAGAAAUGAAGCACCAGAUUGAGCAGUUAGAUACAGCAACUUGUGUUCAUAAGAAUAGUCUUCAAGAUAGCUUUGUUAUACCAACUUUUUGUCAAGAUAGUGCUCAUCAGUUAUUGGAGAAAAAGCAUCGCUUAUGUUAUGUAAUGUGGUAUCCUAUUCGCUGCAAGACAAUAGAAGUAUUAUUGGAGAAUAAGGAUGAGGUAAUGAAAAUUGUUUCAUAUGAAAGAAUAGGCAAGAUUGGGGCAUCGGUAGCUGGUAUAGGAGGAGGAGCUUUAAUUGGAGUUGGUUUAUUCCUUGCUAUUCCUACUUGUGGCAUUUCAUUGAGUCUUGCUGCUAUUGGGGGUGUAGUUAGUGGCAUUGGUGCUGGUACCAAUCUGAUUUCUUCUAUCACAUCGAUAGUGACAUCCAAUAAACGUUUGAAGAAUGCUCAGUUUUUUGUUACCUUUGAUCGGCAGUUUAGUAAUCAGCUAAACACUAUAGCUGCAAAGCAUGCAGAAUCACUCGAAACUUUCGAGGAAGGAACUGUUUAUUGUGGAGUUAAAGCAGUUGCCAGUGCAAUCAGUGCUGCUGGCGUAAUUGGUGCUGCUCGAGUUGUCAUUGAAGAAGGAAGUGAAUUAGCACUAAAAGCUGCUGGUAGUUCACUAGUAGCAGUUACCAUUCCUCUUGAUCUUUGGGUCUUAAUUUAUAAUUCUUAUCUGUUGCACAAUGCAGCUCAAGAUGAGACUGGCCAGACUGAUAGCAACAGUACCAUUAAAAAAUUAAUAGAGCAAUUUGGAGACUCUUUGAAAGGUUUUUUUCAUGUUAUUGAUGCAUCAGAAUACAGGGAGAGUGGUGCUAUAAUCGAUAAAGAAAGAUGUGGCUAUAAAGUGAGCAUUCCAAGAUUUGCUCCACAAGAAGCAGCUUCUGUAACAGUAUCCACUAUACUCUCUGGUGCAUUUAAUUUACCUAAAGGAGCAGUAUUAGUCAGUGCAGUUUAUGAUAUCCUGAUUGAUAAAAGCCUUAAGGAUCCUGUUACUAUUGAUAUAGAGCACUGUGUUGAUGUGCUUGAUGAAUCGGUAAUUGGAAAAUUGUCCUUUGCUAUUGCUAAAGCAGAUGUUACUAAAAAAGCAUUUGAGGUCCAGUGUAUUACUGGUGGAACAUUUACUAGGGAUUCUGCUUAUGGAUCAAUUACUGUCAAAGAAAGUUGCCUUCUCUGUGUAGUGACUACUGAACCAUUACUUUGUUCUGAACUGAAGUACUCUAUUAAUUGCUCUUAUGCAAAGUUUUAUCAAGACUUUUGGAUCAUGAAAGCUUCUUUUAUUAAAAAUCUUUCUGCUUAUUCAAAGUACAUUCAAAUCCAGAAUGCUAGUCCUGAUGAUGUUCAUUCUUUUCAUUUUAAUGCUCUUGAUGAACCAUGUAUUAAUGUACAAGACUUUAAGACCAUGGCAUCUAAUGAUUGGACUUUAUCUCCUCAUAUCAUACCCAAUGGACCAAUAUUUAAGAAGUCAUUAGAUGGCAUUGGGUUGAUUCACAGUGGAACCACACUGAAAGAAACAAUUCCCUUCAUUGAGUUUCACGUUACUAGAAGUGAAGGAAGUAAGAAAGAAUGUGAUUUAGAGCUUAAGUUAACUGGAACUGAUUUGAAUCAUCUACCUAUUAACUGUCGUAAUUAAACUUUUUAUUGUCUCAGUUGUACUUAUUUAUAAUAAUGUAUUA